Xiphophorus hellerii (green swordtail) is the source of this 2075-nucleotide messenger RNA. RefSeq names its product Yip1 domain family, member 1 (gene yipf1). Gene Ontology annotation, molecular function: small GTPase binding. The record is from RefSeq and is a predicted model, not a curated record. Gene Ontology annotation, biological process: vesicle-mediated transport. Lineage: Eukaryota; Metazoa; Chordata; Actinopteri; Cyprinodontiformes; Poeciliidae. The transcript has 10 exons. Bases 193 to 1101 code for a protein of 302 amino acids. Gene Ontology annotation, cellular component: membrane; Golgi apparatus.
UGAAAAUAUCUCGCAACAGGAACGAAUCAUGUUUACCUCGUUGGCAUAUCCUGCUUCGGGUUUCCCUAGCUAAUAGCGAUGACAUAAUUUUAACGAAUUUUUCCACAGAAUUUGCUUUUGGGAUUCAUUUGUUGCCUCUUUGCCAGCCUGCCAGCAGAUUCUCAAAGAACAAACAUUUCUACUGAAAAGGGAAUGGCGUCGAAAAAUGAUCCAUUUCAAUUUCAAGAAUUUGAGGAAGCUGGGAAUCUUCUGGAAUCUAACAGAGAUGCAGUCACCAUUAGCAUUGAGGAUGAGAAUUUAAAAUCCAAGAGGCAAAGAAGUGCUGUUGGUUUUGCUCAAGAUGUUGGUGAUGAAGAACCACUCAUCAAUGAGGACAGAGAAGAGCUUCUGUCUGGGCAAAAGAAAAAUGCUCCUUUCUGGACAUUUGAAUACUACCAGAAAUUCUUUGACAUUGAAACCCAUCAUGUAAAGGAGAGGAUCCUUGGCUCACUGGUGCCGUGGCCUGGAAAAAACUUCAUUCAAGUUCACCUUCGUAAAAACCCAGAUCUUUAUGGACCAUUCUGGAUUUGUACCACUCUUGUGUUUGCCAUUGCUAUCAGUGGAAACCUAUCUACUUUCUUGCGAUACUUUGGCAAUUCAAACUAUAAAUAUACCGCAGAGUUUGGAAAAGUGAGCAUAGCUGCCACAGCCAUCUUCAGCUAUGCGUGGCUUGUGCCUCUUGGACUCUGGGGUUUGCUGCUGUGGAGGAGCAAUAAAAUCUUGAACCUGGUGUCAUACUCGUUUAUGGAGAUUGUCUGUGUCUACGGAUAUUCACUGGCAGUUUACAUUCCAGCUGUGGUUCUGUGGAUUCCACACGUUGAGUGGCUGAGGUGGCUCUCCAUCGUGGUGGCGCUCUGCUUGUCUAGCUCAGUACUGGUGAUGACUUUCUGGCCUGCACUCAGAGACGACCACCCCAAAGUCAUCAUAGCUACCGUAGUAGGCAUUGUGCUGCUGAACGGGCUGCUGGCUGUAGGCUGUAAGAUGUACUUCUUCAACGAACCAAAGCUCGGACCACCACAUGUCAGUCCCCCUGAAGCAAAGACCAAUAGAACAUCUUCAUGAAGGACCUGCUUUCAUUGGGUGAAGGUUCUCCAGUUGCAUUAUUAGAGAGACUCAAGUUCCUGCGUUGAUGAAGUCAUGGGUGUACUGGAUUUCACCGGCACCUUGGCCCUUCCGGAUUAAGGCCUUAAAGGCCGACUUGUAACUUCGGUGCAGCAUCAUGACCUCUGAAAAUGAAAACUGUUCUUGAGUAUGUUACUUCUAAUGGGAUGGCUUCUAAACUUACUUAAGUUAAUUGGGGUGUAGUAUUACACAGCAAACACAAUGUUAUUGUGGUGGUGAUGUUGUUUCCAGCUUUAUAGCACUAAUGUUAAAAUGUAAAAGAAAAAAGUGGUUGGUGAUUGCAGGAUCAGUGAUAUUUCAUUGAUCUAUUUCUUUUUAUAAUUUUUAUAGUUGUUUCAUACAUACCCUCUGAAGGUAAAGGUGUUGUAUUUUCUUAAUAUCAAGUGCCCUUAACUAUUGCCAAAGCCUGGCAAGAUGUCAAAGUAAUGUUUGUAAAUAUUCUAUAAAUAAUUUGUUGUUAUUAUGGCUAAUUAUAGUAAAAUCUAUUAAAAUCUAUGUUAAUUUGUGUGUACAAUGUUAAUGUAGAGGCAAAAACUUUUAAUAAUUUGAGAGUAGAAGGGAUGAUGGUGGCAGCAGUGGUAGGAGUUCGCCCCGCAAUCGGCAAUCCCCAUUCCACUUGCACCUUUUCUUGCCUAUCGUUUGGCAAGACACUUCACCCGCCUUGCCUUCUGGUGGUGGUCAGAGGGCCCGGUGGCAUUGGUACAUGGUACCCUCGCUAUGAAAAAAAGUAUAUAUUACACCAAUGUGUGUUUCUUGUUGAAUAAGACACAAAGUGCAAGAUUUGCUUGGUUUAGUCUCAACGAAUACAUUACUCAGGUUUUUGCAGUUGGGAAAGAAUGUUCUUGCAGUAUCAGUGUGGGGUUAUUGUCCCACUGCAUACAGGGCAAUUCUAGAAGAAAAGCUGAUGGCGGUUA